UCGUGAUUUUCCUUUGCCGCGGACAUGACCGGUGCUAUUCUUCUUUUCUCGCUGUUGAUGCCAAUGCUUUUGGACGCAGUUGCACCCCCACGGCGGCCAAAUGUGGUCAUGGUGAUCUUCGAUGAUCUGCGUCCCGUAAUUGGGGCUUAUGGCGAUCCGCUGGCCAGCACCCCAUACCUGGAUAAUUUCGCUCGAGGAAGUCAUGUCUUUACACGAACUUACAGUCAACAAUCUCUGUGUGCACCCAGCCGGAAUUCCCUGCUCACAGGUCGAAGACCUGACACUUUGCAUCUGUACGAUUUCUACAGUUACUGGCGUGCUUUCACCGGAAAUUACACUACUUUGCCGCAAUACUUCAAGGAGCACGGAUAUUACACCUAUAGCUGUGGGAAGGUAUUCCAUCCUGGACUGUCCUCCAACAACACGGAUGACUACCCCCUGAGUUGGUCAGCUCCAGCGUUUCGUCCUCGAACCGAGCAGUUUAUGAACUCGCCGGUUUGUCCAGAUAAAGAGGGAAUUCUCCGGAAGAAUCUCAUCUGUCCGGUAGAGCUGCAAACACAGCCGUACAAGACUCUUCCAGAUAUCGAGUCCGUGGCGGAGGCAUUGCGCUUCCUGGAAUCUCGGAAGAAACACAACCGAGAGCCCUUCUUCUUGGCCAUGGGCUUUCACAAGCCUCACAUUAAUUUUCGGUUCCCUCGGCAAUUUCUCUCAAGAUUUCGACUUUCCCAGUUUUACAACUACACUGAGGACAGUCUGAAACCACCAGACAUGCCGGCGGUGGCAUGGAAUCCCUACACGGAUGUGCGGGCCAGGGAUGACUUCAAGCACUCCAAUAUAUCCUUUCCCUAUGGACCCAUUUCAAGACAUCAGGCUGCUCAGAUACGGCAGGGAUACUAUGCCUCGGUGGCCUAUGUGGAUGAUUUGUUUGGCAAGCUGAUCGGAGGCUUGAAUCUGGACGAAACGGUGGUGGUGGUGCUCGGUGAUCAUGGCUGGUCCUUGGGCGAACAUGCUGAGUGGGCCAAGUACAGCAACUUUGAGGUGGCACUCAGGGUUCCUCUGAUUAUAAGAACACCACAGUUUCCUCUCAGUCAAACAAAGUACUAUCAUGGAAUUACCGAACUUUUGGAUGUUUUUCCCACUUUGGUUGAUCUGGCGGGGCUACCAAAUUUACCAACCUGUCAGGACUCCCAGGAGCUGACCUGCGGCGAGGGCAAGAGUCUGUAUUCUCAGUUAAUGGGUCUGGGGAGAGCUGAUGAGCAUGUGGCCCUCAGUCAGUACCCCAGACCAGGAAUGCUGCCCACUAAACAUCCCAAUAGCGACAAGCCCAAGCUAAAGAAUAUCAAAAUCAUGGGUUAUAGCCUUAGAACUGAUAUCUAUAGGUACACCUUGUGGGUGAGAUUCCACGCACAAAACUUUAGCAGAGACUGGCACGAUGUGUAUGGCGAGGAGUUGUAUGACCAUCGCCUGGAUUCUGGAGAGGAGCUGAACCUGGUACCUCUGCCCGAGUUCGAUGAUGUGCGCCAGCGACUGCGCCGGCGUCUGAUGGAGGUCGUAGGUAGCUAGUGUAGAUCUGAGAUCCUCCAUUCCCCCGGAAUCCCUCUGAUUUUGAAUAAAUUCAUAAGCAAUAAAGGCAGCGCGACAAACGAUCUCGAGACGGCAAAAUAUCUUGUCGCCAUAAUUGGAAUUUAAUACUUCCGGUUGGGCAACAACGUUUGCGAGACGCCCAGACAUUCUGCAUAUUUUUCGCUGUAAUUUCUGCGAUGCCCCCGUCUUGGAGACCGCCACCC
Molecule: messenger RNA, 1787 nt
Organism: Drosophila eugracilis
Lineage: Eukaryota; Metazoa; Arthropoda; Insecta; Diptera; Drosophilidae
Gene: Ids
Product: iduronate 2-sulfatase
Exons: 4
Coding region: 25-1563 (512 amino acids)
Molecular function (GO): iduronate-2-sulfatase activity
Source: RefSeq, a predicted model, not a curated record